AUGACUUCGAAGAUGCAGCAGUACAAGCGAGACAAGCUGUACCUGCCUACGGCCAACUCGAAUCCGGAACGGCGGCCAGAUGCGGGAGAUUAUCAGAACUACAAGAAGGAGUCUGCUUUUAGGCGGCUGGUGAGCGGAGCGCUGCGAAGUCCUGCCGAGAGACAGAGGAGGCAGCCGAGUUCGAGUGAAUAUGAGAGCAAGCGGCAGACUGUUGCUGGCCCACCAGAACCCAAAUCACCCCCUAUCCCAGACGAAGACAGAGACCGCAGACGACGCUCUCAUCGCAAGUCAACCUACAGCGAAGCGCCUGCCCGUCAAGCGCCCAGAGACGACUAUGACUAUCGCCGUCCUGAUGAGCGUCGCUAUAGCAAGCAGUCUAUCAUGCGCCCCGAAUUGAAGCCUUUGUCUUCGAAUCCGAUUUCGAGUGUCGAUGUCAGAGAAUACAGGCCUGUCGAGCCCAAGGCUCACAAUAGGGCUACCAUCGAUGCUCGACGACCAUACACGACUGAGAGAUUGUCGAGAACUUCGCGGAGGGGUGAGCGAUACUGA
Molecule: messenger RNA, 549 nt
Organism: Zasmidium cellare ATCC 36951
Lineage: Eukaryota; Fungi; Ascomycota; Dothideomycetes; Mycosphaerellales; Mycosphaerellaceae
Exons: 2
Coding region: 1-549 (182 amino acids)
Source: RefSeq, a predicted model, not a curated record